This is a messenger RNA of Andrographis paniculata, 1148 nucleotides long. RefSeq lists its product as uncharacterized. Gene Ontology annotation, biological process: RNA metabolic process. The coding region runs from base 18 to 890 and encodes 290 amino acids. Gene Ontology annotation, cellular component: nucleus; cytoplasm. The record is from RefSeq and is a predicted model, not a curated record. Gene Ontology annotation, molecular function: sequence-specific DNA binding; RNA binding; single-stranded DNA binding. Lineage: Eukaryota; Viridiplantae; Streptophyta; Magnoliopsida; Lamiales; Acanthaceae. The transcript has 7 exons.
GACGCCGCUGCAAAAGCAUGAAAUCGGCGUUUCGAAGCGCCAUUGAGACGGCCGCGCUCACAUUUUCUCUCCGCUCCUCCAUAAACCCUAGGGCUCUCGGGAAUCCUCUCGUUCUCCGGCGGCGGCGCGCAGCUUCUCCGACCGUCCAUUCUCUGUUUGCUUCCAUGGCUCACGGAGAUUCCGGCCCCGGAGAGCCUUCGCCUUUGGUCUUUUCGCUGGAGAAGCAGUUCGAGGAAUUCCGACACCAGCUCGAUGAUACCGGAGCCCUGCGUGAGCGUAUACGUAAUGUUGCUACGGAAAUCGAGUCCGCCACGAGGAUAAUGCACUCGAACCUUCUGCUUAUUCACCAGUCUCGCCCGCUCCCUGAUAUUUUGGAGAAGGCGAGAGGCCAAAUAACUGUACUGAAGGAUCUUUACAGUAAGCUUAAAGAAACUAUCAGUGAAUGCCCUAACCAGUAUUACAGAUUCCAUGGCGAUUGGCGAAGUGAAACUCAAGCUGUGGUGUCCUUGCUUGCUUUCAUGCAUUGGUUGGAAUUCGAGACUCUUCUUCUGCACAAAGAAGCAGAGGAAAAACUAGGCUUAAAUCCUUCAGAGUUUGGUCUCGACACUGAAGAUUAUCUUGUAGGAAUUUGCUUUAUGUCCAAUGAAAUGCCUAGGUAUGUUGUGAACCAAGUGACUGCGGGAGAUUAUGACUGCCCGCGGAAAGUUUUGAAGUUUCUGACGGAUCUCCAUGCAUCAUUUCGGAUGCUCAACCUCCGAAAUGACUUCUUGCGCAAGAAGUUCGACGGAAUGAAGUAUGACCUGAGGAAAGUGGAAGAAGUGUACUACGACGUGAAGAUCAGAGGGCUGAUGGAGAAAGGGAACAAGACUAAGUCGGAGGAGCAAACAUAGAGAUGAUGCGGAGUUUGAUUCGACCACACUCAGGUACGUUACGUAUGUUGAGUCAAAUGGUUUGUUUUCUUUGCUGUUAUCCGCCUGGGAGCGAUAGAGUGUGUUCAACAAGGGUUUCUAAAAAUUAUACUAAUAUAUAAUAUAUACACAUUUAAUAAUGUAUAUGAUUACUUGACAAGCCUUAUAUAAUGGGGUAAGCCCAGUUAUAAAAUCAAGGGACAGCAGACAAAUUUAGGCCCAAUGUUUUAAAUUUGAUCA